GUCACUCUGAAAGGACAGCGAGUGUGCGCGCGCGAAGGGGGGGAGAGCAGAGGCAUUCCUCACUCCUCACUCCUCUUUCUAUUCUUCUCCGUCCGCCGGCUGAUGCUCGCGGUUCACUCUCAGCACAGAUAUGAGCGCAGACCGCAUUCAACUUUGAGGAACACCGAGAGCAGCGCGCGCUAGGAUUACUAUUUACACCCAACUUACUGCAGAACUCCUCCGGCGUUUGUACUGCGAGUUCCCAACUUUCCUUUUUUAUCCGUUCGGUUUGGCCAUGGGCUCUGUGGACAGAAAAGCGGUUUAUUGGCCCGUUUGGUCAUUUGCUCUUGUUUUUGUGCUUUUGAGUCAACGUUGUCAUGGAAGUUGUUCCGAAAAGGAGCUGGAAAAGAGAGAAGAAGAAGCGAAUGUAGUUUUAACCGGGACUGUAGAGGAGAUCUUGAACAUGGAUCCGGUGCACAACACUUAUUCCUGCAAGGUCAGAGUAUGGCGCUACCUGAAAGGCAAGACCAUGAUAAACGGGGAAGUGCUGCUGGAUGGAGGGAACAAAGUGAUGAUCGGUGGGUUUGGGGACCCCCAUAUUUGUGACAAUCAAGUUGCCACCGGAGAUACCCGCAUUUUCUUUGUCAACCUGGCUCCUGAGUACAUGUGGCCGAUCCACAAGAAUGAACUGAUGCUCAACUCAAGCCUGAUGAGGAUUACUCUUCGCAACUUGGAGGAGGUAGAGCACUGCGUUGAAGAUCAUAAAAUGAUCAUUGCAGAUAAACCUGUUCACUUCACACCGGCACCUCCUCCUGAUGGUUGCCGAGGGAAGUUGUGCGGAUUUGGAGCGGUGUGUGAGAGAGACCAGGCUGACCCGUCUAAAGGAGAGUGUGUGUGUAAGAAGAUUGUGUGUACGUCUGUGGUGGCGCCGGUGUGUGGAUCUGACUCCUCCACAUAUUCCAAUGAGUGUGAGCUGGAGAAGGCCCAGUGCAAUACACAGAGACGCAUCAAGGUGAUGCGCAAAGGCCCCUGCGCCCUGAAGGACCCAUGCAGUGAGGUGACCUGUAGCUUUGGCAGCACCUGCAUCCAGUCAUCGGAUGGUCUGUCCGCCAAGUGUAUGUGCCCUCUGAGCUGUGAAAACGUCCCCAAGCAUGUGGUGUGUGGCAGCGACGGCCUGGACUACCAAAGCGAAUGUGAACUCAACAUGAAGGCCUGCGCCACUCAGAAGAACAUCCGUGUGCAUCACCAGGGCCGCUGCGAUCCUUGCAGUGACACUCUGAACAGCUUGAGCACGGCCUGUCGAGUCCACCCAAAGACCUACAAGCAGAUUACCUUUGGCCUGGCUGAGUCUUGUCCGCCUGACGAAAUGCCCAUCUGUGCCAGCGACGGGCACACCUACGAGAGCAUGUGUCAGAUGGAGCACACUGCCCUGAAGAACAACCUGGAGCUCAAGAAGGUCUCUUUAGGCAGCUGCAAGGAAAAGGGGGGCUGCCCGAAUGGUUGUAAGUUCAACGCCAUAUGUUUGCUGGAAAAUGGAGAGUUUCGGUGCUCCUGCGAUCCCAUACAAUGCGACGGCACGUACAAGCCCCUGUGCGGAAAGGACGGCAAGACGUACCCCAAUGACUGUGAGAGGAAACUACAGGAAUGCCGAACCCAAACAGACAUCCCUGUCAAACAACAAGGGCCCUGUGAUCUUAACCUGGAGAGCCCCUGCCUGAAGAAGACCUGCGAGUUUGGAGCCGUGUGCGUGGUGAAGAACAGCGAAGCAGUGUGUGAAUGCUCAGAUGCGUGUCCACAGGACCAAGACCCUGUUUGCGGCAGCGAUGGGCACACAUACAGCAGCUCAUGUCAAAUGAAGGCCAUGGGAUGCGCUCUUCAGAAACAGAUACAGAUGCAGCACAAAGGACCAUGUGCAGAUGAGUCCUGCACCAACUGCUCGUUUGGCGCGAUCUGUGAUGCCCAGACCGGCCGGUGUGUGUGCCCUAAAGGCUGUUUGGAAACACGGCAGCCCGUAUGCGGCAGCGACGGCGUCACGUACGACAAUGAGUGCAAGCUCAAUGUCCAAGCCUGCACUAAACAGCUGGAUCUCAAGGUGGUGGCCCAUGGAGAAUGCAAAACCUGUGGCAGCACUGUGUGUAGCUGGGGGUCGCAGUGCGUGCAGAACAAGUGUGAGUGUCAGCAGUGCACAGGUCAGCCAGUGAAACCCGUGUGUGGCAGCGACGGCAACACAUACAACAAUGACUGCGAGCUGAGACUGGCCUCCUGUCAGAAACAGAGGAAGAUUGAGGUGGCCAAGCCUGGCGUCUGCGAUGAAGACUGUGGCUCAGGAGGCUCCGGCUCUGGAUCUGAGACUUGUGAACAGGAUCGCUGUCGCCGAUAUGGAGGAACGUGGGACGAUGACAUGGAGGACGAGCGAUGUGUUUGUGAACUAAACUGUCAGAUUGUGCUGCACAGCCCGGUGUGCGGUACUGAUGGAAACACGUACUCCAGUGACUGUGAGCUCAAGAAGACCAGAUGCGAAAAGCAAAUAGACCUGAGUCUCCAAAGCCAAGGCCCCUGUCCAACUAUCGUAUCACCACCUCCAGAGCUUGUUGCCUCCCAGCACUGUAGCCAAACAGUUUAUGGAUGUUGUGAAGAUAACAAAACCGCAGCCCUGGGUGUUGGACAGGCUGGAUGUCCUAGUGUGUGUCAGUGCAAUCAUUACGGCUCAUACGGAGGCACAUGUGACCCCUCAACCGGCCAGUGCUCCUGUAAGCCUGGCGUCGGCGGACUGAAGUGUGACCGCUGUGAGCCUGGAUUUUGGAACUUCCGCGGCAUCGUCACAGAAAACAUGAGCGGCUGCACACCAUGUAACUGUGAUGGAGUGGGUUCGGUUCGUGACGACUGCGAGCAGAUGUCAGGCCUGUGCUCCUGUAAGCCUGGAGUUAAGGGCAUGAAAUGCAACGUGUGCCCCGAUGGCAGCAAGAUGGGAGUCAGCGGCUGUGACAAAGGACCUAAGGCUCCCAAGUCCUGUGCUGAGCUUGUGUGCCACUUUGGGUCUUCAUGUGUGGAGGUGAAUGGACAGGCUCACUGUGAGUGUCCUUCACCAGAUUGUGACGAGAAAAACAAGACCAAGGUAUGUGGUUCUGAUGGGGUCACCUAUGCAGACCGGUGCCAGCUGAAGACCAUUGCAUGCCGACAAGAUAAGGAGAUCAAGGUGGAGCAUUUAGGCCAGUGCAAAGAAUCCAUUGAGCUGACGGCCAAACCCACCCCCUUCCCAACCACCCACCGCACCACCCCUCCCACCGCUCACGUCAAGGUCACCAAACAGCGCCAUGGCCACCACACCACCACUCCGGACAGCUUUGUGGUGGAGGCACUGCCUCCACCGAGGUUGGAUAUGGAGCGAAAGUUGUCCAGCCCUUUCACCACCCACCGUCCCACUACACCCUACAAACCACCCCACACCUCAUCCCCACCCCUGGACUUUGACGAGUCGGGCAGUGGAGAGCCCAGUGGGGAUGAUGAGAUGGUGAGCGGAAUGGAGGAGAGCGGAGAAGAGCCACUUGGUACAACAGUAGCUACUACCACUCUUCCCACAGCUGAGGAGCGAUCGUCCUGUGACAACACAGCGUUCGGCUGCUGUCCCGAUGGGAAGACGGCCGCCGUCAACUCAGAGGGCACAAACUGCCCAUCCACCAUGCGUUUCAAUGGCUUCCUGCACCUGGAUAAGGUAGAGGGUCAGGAGGUCUUCUACACGCCUGAGAUGGAGGACCCCAAAUCGGAGCUGUUCGGUGAAACGGCCCGAAGCAUCGAGAGCGCUAUGAAUGAGUUGUUCCGCAAGUCUGAUGUCCAGAAAGACUUCCAGAGUGUCCGUGUGAGGAAUCUGGCCCCCAGCAACUCCAUUAUAGCCCUUAUCGAGGCUCACUUUGACCCAGACACAAGGUUCAAUGUUGAGGAUAUUGAGGGAGCCCUUCUCAAACAGCUCAAGGCGUCUAAAGACACUGGCAUCGUUGUGAAGAAACCGGAGGAAGAGAACAUCCGCAUCACCAACUAUGGUCUUUCAACUGUUCCUUACUUUACCACCACAACAACCACUGUGGCAUCUGUCACGACUCCCUCCACCACCACCACCACAAUGUCUCCCAGUUCUGCUUAUACCACUCUCCGGCCCAUAACUACUAGACGGCCCUUCACAAGCCAUAGGACCACCACGCCAGCACCAACCACCACCACUGCACCGCAUGUGCCCAAGACCACAGUCUCGCUAAUGAACAGACUAGGGGCCCAUGCUCACAGUCCAUGUGACUCUCAGCCCUGCCGACAUGGAGGAACCUGUGAAGAAGAUGACAAUGACUUCACCUGCAUCUGUCCAGCAGGACGAGGAGGAGCCGUGUGUGAGAAAGUUAUAAAGUACUUCAUACCAUCCUUUGGUGGAAAGUCUUACAUGGCGUUCCAGACCAUGAGGGCCUACCAUACUGUGCGCAUUGCCAUGGAGUUCAGGGCUUCGGAAAUGACUGGGAUAUUGCUCUACAAUGGGCAAAAAAGCAAAAAGGACUUCCUUUCUCUGACACUGGUUGAAGGAUAUGUGGAGCUCAGGUUUAACACUGGUUCUGGGACAGCUUCAGUUAUCAGUAAAGUCCUGGUAAAGCCGGGUCGCUGGCAUCAGCUUGUAGUAGUACGUAACAGGCGCAAUGCCAUGCUGAGCGUGGACAAUGAGCCCAGCGUUGAAGGACAAAGUCCUCCAGGAACAGAUGGACUCAACCUGGACACAGACCUUUUCAUCGGCGGAGUGCUUGACGACAUGAGUGCAGAUGUAAAGGAGAGGACGUCAGUUUCAGCAGGCCUGGUGGGCUGCAUCCGCAUGCUGGACGUCAACAACUUUGUUUAUAAUCUGCAAGAGAAUGGUGGCAGCGUUCUGUACGGUUCGGCCAUUGGCGAGUGUGGCAACAACCCAUGCCUGCCAAACCCUUGCAAGAACGGAGCGUCCUGUCAGGUCAAAGAAGCUGAGAUUUUCCACUGCAAAUGUGUCAACGGUUUCUCUGGCCCGACCUGCGCUGAUGCCCACAACCCCUGCGACCCCAAUAAAUGCCACACGCCAUCACGGUGCCAGGUCCUUCCAGAGGGAGGUUACAAAUGCGAAUGUCCGAUGGGACGUGAAGGCAGGCACUGUGAAAAAGUGUCAGACAAGGGAGGCGCUUUCAUUCCUUACUUCACUGGAGAUUCUUUCCUGGAGCUCAAAGGCCUCCAUUCCUAUGGCCAGGAUCUCAGGCAAAAAUUCAGCAUGACUAUCGUUCUACUGGCCAAUGACUCCAAAGGGAUGAUCUUCUACAAUGGUCAGAAGACGGACGGCAAAGGAGAUUUCAUCUCGCUCUCUCUUAAUGACGGCAUCCUGGAGUUCAGAUAUGACCUGGGCAAAGGGCCAGCUGUCAUUAGGAGUAAAGAAAAAAUCAAGCUGAACGAGUGGAACACGGUGAACCUAGAACGGGCCAGCAGAAAAGGAGAGAUUAGCAUUAACGGCAAAGACCCUGUCAGAGGAGAGGCGCCGAAUCAGCACACGGAUCUCAAUCUGAAGGAAUCGCUCUUUGUGGGCGGAGCUCCUGAUUUCCGCAAAGUAGCCAGAGCUGCUGCGAUCAAAGAUGGCUUCAAAGGGGCCAUUCAGGAGAUUAAAUUGAUGGGAAUUCAAGUCCUGAAAGCUGAUAAUGCCCUUUCGUCCACCGACGUGUCAAUGUAUCCUUACCAUCCCUGCUCCAAAGACGUUUGUGAGAACGGAGGCCGCUGCAACCCCAAGCUGAACAGCUACGAUUGCGCCUGCCGCCACGGAUUCUCCGGACACCACUGCCAGGACACAAUAUUCGAGAAGUCCGCUGGGGACACGGAGGCCAUUGCGUUUGAUGGUCAUACAUUCAUCGAAUAUCACAACGGAGUCACCAAAAGCCAACUGACCAAUGAGAUCCCAGACCCUGAGUCACUGGAGAACCCAUCUGACCAGAGCGAGAAAGCCCUGCUGGUGAAUAAAUUCGAGCUGAGCAUCAAGACGGAGGCUACGCAUGGUCUGAUUUUGUGGAGCGGGAAGGGAGUUGAGCGCUCUGACUACAUCGCCCUCGCCAUUGUGGAUGGAAGAGUACAGAUGACCUAUGACCUUGGCUCCAAGCCCAUGGUGCUUCGCUCCACUGUACGGGUCAACACCAACCACUGGAUACGAAUCAAGGCCAGCAGAGCGCUCAGAGAUGGCUCUCUGCAGGUUGGUAAUGAGGCAGCUGUCACUGGGUCUUCACCCUUGGCUGCCACACAGCUGGACACAGACGGCGCUCUCUGGUUGGGUGGACUGGAGGAGCUGUCUGUGGCUCGACGGCUGCCCAAAGCUUACAGUACAGGCUUCAUCGGCUGCGUCAAAGACGUGAUAGUGGACGGCGUGGAGCUGCAUCUGGUGGAGGACGCCUUAAAUACUCCCAAAAUAUCACACUGUUCUGCCAAAUAAUCUGGCAACGCGCUCCUCCCAACACCAUGUCUACUGCUGUAAUUAUUUUUUCUAUUUUUUGUAUACUUUCCUUUCGCCUUUUAUAUUGGAAAACAAAAAAUUACAUUGUUUUAAUUACACUUUUGUUUGUUUGGUUUAUUUUCAUCCCCUCCCUCUGUCUUUGCAUCCAACCCGUAAUCGUGCUCUCAUUCGGCGAACAUGGUGUCAUAAAGACUAGCAAAAAGUCCCAUUUAUGUCUGUGCUGUUUCUGCGGUAAACACCACGAUCAUUACUUGAACAGUGGCAGAUGAGAUUCAGGAUUGCCUUUUCUCAGUGCCAUAACAUGAUCCAUUCAUUCCUCUGAGCUGCUGUCGCUGUGCUCCUUGCUACGUUUUAAAGGUCUAAAAAAAUAAACCGCUUUCUGCUUUAUCGACAGAUGACAGCAACUGUUAAAUAAACCGAGCAAGACUAUGAAACCACUAACGAGUAGCUAACUGGCGUAACAUUAGCAUUCCUCAAAAAUCACGUCAUUGACCUGUGAGAUGUUAUAAAUAGUGAUGAAAAUACACGAGACUGUGACUUUUUGAAGAUGCUAUUUUAUUUUAUUUUUUUGGUUGCGAUCAUUCAUGUGUUGUGCAUAUCUAAAAUAUAAAUAUAUAGAGAGAAAAAUACAUAUAUGCUAUAAGACCACUUGUUGCAUGCAUCUUUUUAAAAGUGUUGGGUUGAUUUUGCCUCAGUUUUGUUUUGUUUUGCUCAUCAUUCCAUUCAGGGCAGAAAUGUAGCUGACUACAUUGCAAUUUUGACAUCUGGUUAUUUCAAGUUGGGAGAUUAAUUUUAUAUCUGCUAUUUGUCAAUCUCGAAUUGUGAGUGUGUGCGUGUGUGGAUGUGUGUGUUGGAAAAACGGUUGUUGCAAGAAGUCAACAUUGGGAGGCGCUGUAACACAGGAAGAGACUCAAAACACAUGAGGUGGACAAACAACGAAACACCAUUGACAUUCUUGGCAUGCUUCAUCAUCGAACAAAUUUCACUACACUUUUUUUUCCUAUUGUAUCUUAUCAAAUGUCGCUUUAAAAAUGCUGCCAGCACUUGCUAUGUAAAAAAGGGAUGAUGUAUGUAAACCCCCUUGCAUCCUGUUCAACAUGUUCGGUAACCAGUGAAAAUAUUAAUGCAUGGGUUUGUCAAGUCAAAAUGGUUUUGUAAACCUGUUCCGAGACAAAUGCAAUGCUGUGGUGCUGUUCGGUGUGAGAAUUAUUAUGAGUUUGAUACCUGAUGCUUUGCAAUAUUCCACUACAAAUAUGCCUGUUCAGGGUAACGUAUCUUUUUUAUUUUCUUUUUAUUUUUUUUUAACAAAUCCUCUUUGGACAUGCAAGAUCAUAAUCGUCAUCAUGUACAGCCCUGUGAUUUUCAAGUGUAAAUUUGUUACUGAGUUUCUUUUCUUUUUUUUUAAGUAUUAUACACUGGAAGUGAGUUAUGGGUGGGAUACUGGGAAUAAUGGAUGAUUUUUUGGGUUGUCACAGGAUGUCAUGUUACUGCACGAGCCGUAUGGACCGUCCACCUUUUUUUUAGUAUAGUAUUUCACCUUCACUUUUCCAGCGGACUGGAUUUCUGAUCUUUUUUGUAAUAUUUUUUUGUUUUUUUGACAUCCUCCUCCAGUAGCUUUUGCUCUCAAGGGACGCGAGAACUGCAUUGGAAAACCUGCUGUGUGAAUGGAAACUGAGAAAUGCCUUAAAAUCAUUCACCGUUCACAGGUGACAAAAGUUCAUGUCCAUAUUGUUCUGUGCUCUCACUUCUAUUAGCCUCAUCAUGUAAAUUAAUUCAUAAAUGUUAAUAAUUAUAUUAAUAAUAAUGCUUAAGAGAAUUUCCAGAAGGCCUCGAUAAUAGUGGUUCUGGACUCUACAAGAAUACUAUUUACUGUACAAAUACUAUUUUCAGUAUCUUAUUUAUGUCUUGAGAGGAUUCUCAUUCUGGCAUUUGUAAACUAUUGAUUGAUUGAUUGAUUGACUGAUGGAUUGACUGAACUAGAUCUGAUGGGCAGUGCAGAAUGAGAGGCAUGAUGUUACCAUUACUAACUUUAUUACUUGUGUCUUGUGUUCCUCCAACCACCAUACAAAUAAAAUGUAAAACAAACUGAUCUGACUACUUUUCUGUAACAUUUACUCCUGAAUAAUGUCUGUGAAUAAAUCCCUCCAGUUCCCAAA
Messenger RNA from Danio aesculapii, 8616 nucleotides. RefSeq names its product agrin (gene agrn). The transcript is spliced from 39 exons. Gene Ontology annotation, molecular function: calcium ion binding; laminin binding; serine-type endopeptidase inhibitor activity. Gene Ontology annotation, biological process: cell differentiation; negative regulation of serine-type peptidase activity; receptor clustering. The record is from RefSeq and is a predicted model, not a curated record. The coding region runs from base 275 to 6439 and encodes 2054 amino acids. Lineage: Eukaryota; Metazoa; Chordata; Actinopteri; Cypriniformes; Danionidae.